CCCCAGGAGCUGUUCUGCCGCUCGCUGGCAGAGAACGAGAUGCGGACGGCGCCGUACGAGUUCCCCGAGGAGAGCCCGAUCGAGCAGCUGGAGGAGCGGCGGCAGCGCCUGGAGCGCCAGAUCAGCCAGGACGUCAAACUUGAGCCCGACAUUUUGCUCAGAGCCAAACAGGACUUCCUGAAAAUUGACAGUGCCGCCGACCUACAGCUGUUCCAGGAGCAGGGCUCUGACCUGCUGGAUCACGUCCCCAAGGAGCGCGAGGCGCUGCUGGAGCGGGAAUUCCAGCGGGUCACCAUCUCCGGGGAGGAGAAGUGCGGGGUGCCCUUCACAGACCUGUUGGAUGCUGCCAAGAGCGUGGUGAAGGCGCUGCUGCUGCGCCAGAAGUACAUGGGGCUGUCACUGCAGAGCUUCUGCCGCACCACGGCCCGGUUCCUGCGGGAAUUCUCCGGGAAAAACCCCGAGAGCCGCGCCCACGACGACCCGCCCGAGACCCCCGUGGCUGCUGAUGCCCCCGUGCACCCCCCCUUUGCUGAGCGACACCCCUACGAGACGUGGGACCCCCGGGAGAUGCCCGAGGACCUGGGCUACGGGCUGCGCAUGGUGGACGGGGUCGUGCACGUCUACACCAGCCAGGACCCCACGGACAAGAGCACCGAGCUGGACCUGCCCUACCCCGACCUGCAGGAGUUCAUCGCUGACAUGAACUUCCUCAUGGCCCUCAUCAUCAACGGGCCCAUCAAAUCCUUCUGCUACCGGCGGCUGCAGUACCUGAGCAGCAAGUUCCAGAUGCACGUGCUGCUCAACGAGAUGAAGGAGCUGGCGGCCCAGAAGAAGGUUCCCCACCGGGACUUCUACAACAUCCGCAAGGUGGACACCCACAUCCACGCCUCGUCCUGCAUGAACCAGAAGCACCUCCUGCGCUUCAUCAAGAGGGCCAUGAAGAGGCACCUGGACGAGAUCGUGCACGUGGAGCAGGGCAAGGAGCAGACACUCAAAGAGGUCUUUGAGACCAUGAACCUCACGGCCUACGACCUCAGCGUGGACACCCUGGACGUGCACGCGGACCGCAACACCUUCCACCGGUUCGACAAGUUCAACGCCAAGUACAACCCGAUCGGGGAGUCCAUCCUGCGCGAGAUCUUCAUCAAGACCGACAACCGCGUGGCCGGGAAGUACUUCGCCCACAUCAUCAAGGAGGUGAUGGCAGACCUGGAGGAGAGCAAGUACCAGAACGCGGAGCUGCGCCUCUCCAUCUACGGGCGCUCGCGGGACGAGUGGGCCAAGCUGGCGCGGUGGGCGGUGCAGCACCGCGUGCACUCCAACAACGUGCGCUGGCUCGUGCAGGUGCCACGCCUCUUUGACGUGUACCGCACCAAGGGGCAGUUGGCCAACUUCCAGGAGAUGCUGGAGAACAUCUUCCUGCCCCUCUACGAGGCCACGCUGCACCCGGCCCAACACCCGGAGCUGCACCUCUUCCUGGAGCAC
This is a messenger RNA of Corapipo altera (White-ruffed manakin), 1485 nucleotides long. RefSeq names its product adenosine monophosphate deaminase 2 (gene AMPD2). The transcript is spliced from 11 exons. The record is from RefSeq and is a predicted model, not a curated record. NCBI's taxonomy places the organism in Eukaryota, Metazoa, Chordata, Aves, Passeriformes, Pipridae. Gene Ontology annotation, molecular function: AMP deaminase activity. Gene Ontology annotation, cellular component: cytosol. The annotation marks the transcript as partial. Gene Ontology annotation, biological process: IMP salvage; AMP metabolic process.